UGCUGAGCAUUUGGAAAGCCAACUCGAUUGGGCCUUCAUAACAGACAUAACAAGCGCGCUCGCUCCUCUCGUAAAUCUCAUUAACCAAUUAGACAAUGAGCAAUACGUUGUGGGUGACUUUUAUAGAGAUUGGUUAAAUUGUGAAAUAGAGUUGGAGGAAAUCUUAUCCAGAUCAAAAUUUGCACGGCUCUUUGUACUAGCAAUGCAAACAUACAAGAAGAAGCUACUCAAAUCAAAUGCAUUUUUAACAGCUUUGUAUUUAGAUCCGCGUUUUAACUUUUGCACUUCUGUCAUGCUCACUGAGGAGCAAAAAAGCAAAGCUGAGGCAUUUCUAAAAACAGCAUACAAAGCAAUGAAUAGUUCGAGGAAAAGUCUUUCACAAAUAACGGUGGAAGAGCCAACUGAAGCUAGUCUACAUGCGAUUAAAUGUGAAGAGGAACCUACUACUUCGAAGAAAGCCUACGACAAAUUGACUCAGCGUAUUAUGAAUUUGUCUUCCAAUAUAGGCGAAAGUGAAGAACCUCAGCGGAGUUUUAUGCAUAAAUUGAUCGGUUUGCUAUCCAACAAAACUAUGGCUCCUCUCGACACCGAUGUUCUACAAUACUGGAAGGCCAUGAGCUUUGAUGCUGAGGUUGCAGAAAUGUUGCAGGCAGCGCUCUCAGUACCAGUCACGCAAGUAACUGUUGGUAGAGCGACAAGCGCUCUAGUGAAUUUGAAGGAACAUGAUAUUAAUUAUAAUCUUUUGCUAACCAAAUAUAAUUUCCAUGAAAUAAACCAGCCAGAAGUUGAGCUAGAAGUGCCUAGGGAACUGUUACAGGAAAUGUCCUUUGAAAAAUAGUAGAUAGUUCUAAGUAUGUAUCUAUGUACACCGUCUUCAAAAGAGGCAGAAUUCAAAAAUCAGAUGCUAAAAUAUAACGGCUUGUGGAUGGUACAGAUUCAGCACAAUUAAUGUAUAAACCGGUAUAAAAAUAGCUUUCUAGUUGGAAAAUGUAAUUUUGACGGGGCACAGAAAUAUUUGCAUUAAUUCGAAGUAAGUUCUACGAAUUGAUUUAUGCAAAAAAAUCGAUCAAACUUUUCUUUUGAGUUUUGCAUCUUUUGGAGAUGGUAUGCGAUGUAGAACUGUAUGAAAUACGAGUUUAAGAGCAAAUACAUUUAAGUAUUUUUUUUUUUAAAUAGUAGUCUUAUAUUUAUAACGAGCGAACAUAACUGUAAGAUCUCAGAAAUUUUUUAAACCAGCCAACAGGUUUACACGAUUGAACAUCAAUAGCUAUCGCACCAUGUUGUCACACAUGUGGGAUCGUGCAAACGCCGCUAUUGAUUAUGAUCUAAAACUUGUGCUUAGUAAAAUAAAGACGUGUCUUUGUAACCAACAAAAAAAUGUCCUUUAUUUGUAAAAGUAGACAUCAUAAGAAUACAUAUGCUAAUCAAUAAAAGCUCUGAAUUAUCUUUAUAUUCAUAUUGAGAUAAAAACUCAA
Molecule: messenger RNA, 1475 nt
Organism: Rhagoletis zephyria (snowberry fruit fly)
Lineage: Eukaryota; Metazoa; Arthropoda; Insecta; Diptera; Tephritidae
Source: RefSeq, a predicted model, not a curated record